UCAUAUCCAUUUUUGUGAAUGAAUGAAAUGGCAUCAGAUUUAUUUCUAAAUUUAUCCUUUUUUUUCUCAGAAAAAUAAAUUUUGUCAUUACCACCUUUAUAAAACAAAAAUGAAAAAAAAAAAAAAUGAUGAUGAUUAUAAUCAACAACAUCAUCUUCCUACACAUGUUCGAUGAUCUUAUGAAAUGGUUUGCGAUCAUUUGCUAAUCAUACCACAAUUUCCAAAUGAUGAUUAUAUCCUCGUUGUUUUUUUGUUGGUGUCAAACAAACAAACAAACAAAAAAAGUCAUGUUCCGGAUAUGUUUUCGAAACAAUUAUUUUUUUUCAAUGAAAUUUUAAAUUUUUUUUUGAUUUGAUUUGUGCUACAAUUGUCCAUCCAAUAUGUCUUCAUUGAAUCAACGAAUUUAUCCAACGCCAUCGCCAUCAUUAUCAUCAUCAUCAUGGUCAUCAACAUUACCAAAUCGGAAACGACAAACAAAUGAUGUGGCAACAUCAGCAACAGCAGCGGCAAUUGUUCGCCGUCGUAACAGUAUAGAAUCCUAUGACCGUAAUCAUCAUCAUCAUCAACGUCCACAACAGCCACAACCACAACAACAUCGUCUAGUUGUUUAUACGAAUCCACAGAAAUAUUAUUCCAUACGUAUUGAUCAACCACAUUUACAGGCGAUACAUAUUUUACCUGAAAAUUAUCAAUUUUGUUCAUUAGGACAAAAAUUUCGUCAUCCAAAUAUCAAUGGUACAGAAAUAUUUGGUACAUGUUCAGCUAAAGUUCAUUUUGGUAAAUGUACAGAUUUUGAUGUUUUUGUUGAACAACAACAACCACAAGAACCACAACAAAUAGACGAUUACGACGAUACAGCAACAAUAAGUGAUUGUAAAAAUUUUAUUUAUUAUAAAAUUAAAACGCCUACUACAAAAACGGCAACACCUACCACCAUAGAUAUUGGUAGUAGAGGUGUUGGUGGUGGUCAUCGAUCCACCACUACGGCUACUACUGGUACUACUAUUGCCAAAAAAACAUCAUCAACACCAAUGAUUAAUCGAUCCAUAUCACCAAACGAUGAUCAUUUAUCAUCAUCAUCAUCAUCAUCAUCAUCAUCGUCCACAUCUUCAACAUCAAUUUUAUCAAAAAUUGAAAGUUAUCGUAAUAAUCUUGAUGCUGCAAUUGAAUUAUUAACAACCGAAUUGAAUAAUCAAAAUCAACCGGAUGAACUUGAACAUUUAAUUCGGAAUUUUGUACGUGAAGAUCGACGACAAAGACAAGUUGAUGAUAAUGGUAAUUCAUCGGUCAAAAAUCAUCUUAACUUGAGACAACAACGUUCUAUUUCGUCAACGAAACCAACAAUAACAACAACAUCUGAUACAGAUGAAUUGGAAAAAUUGGCAUUAGCUUUAGUGGCUGAAUCUAGUCAUCAUAAUAAUAAUGAUAAUAAUGCUAAUCCAUUAUCACCAUCAAUUGAUUAUCCAUCAAAUGGACGAAAAAUUUUAUUAAAAAAAUCACAAGCUGAUUUAUUACGACAACAACAACAGAAUGGUAACCUAAAUUAUUCUGAAUCAAAUCGAUCAUCAUCACCAACACCAUAUCUAAGUACAAAUCGUGAUGGUGUUGUACAAUCACGAUUAUUACGUUUUUCGAAUAAUCAAAAUCCACAACCGUCAUCGAAUACAUUAUCAUCAUCAUUGAAAUCUGAUGAAUUAUUACAACGGAAACGAUGUUUAUCACCGACAUCGAUACAGAAUAAUAAUGGUAAUGAAAAUCCUGAUCAUCAUCGUCAUCAAAUUGUAUUUGGCAUUAGUCCUAAAUCAAGUUCACUUGCAAGAUAUAAAAAUCUUAUCGAAUCACGAAGUGAAACAUCAUCACCAAUACAAUUGAAUUUUGCUACCGGAAUCGAUUUACAUAAUUUAAAUAUUGAAUUAGAAAAUCGACCACAUGAUAAUGAUCUAACUCGUAAUACCAUAUCAUCCGGAUCAUCAUCAUCGAAUAUAAAAUCAAACAAUCAUUAUACAACAUUGACAUCGAAUAGAAAACAAAAUUCUCUAGAUGAUACAAUGAUGGCAACGGCUAUGAUGAUGUCGACGACAAACGAUACAUCAUUGGAUACGAGCCAUUUUAUUGGCAAGAAUCGUGAUAGUAGUAGUAGUGGUGGUGGUGGUGGUAAAAUUCAUGCAAAAAUAUUGGAAAAUAUUCAUGGAAAUUAUUCAACAAGGAGGAAUAUGGAGGAAUAUCACGACAACAUUGGUACCGAUGUUAUUGACACAAGCAAAGAAAAAUCUUCUUCAACUUCUUCUUCUUCUUCUUCAAUUACCACCGACAAAUCUUCUAAAUCUUCUUAUUUAUCAUCAUUAUCGUAUAAUGUCGGCAACAGUAGUGGUGGCAGUAAUGGUAUUAACAGUAGUGGUGGCGGUGGUAUAAUAACAGCAAAAUCUAGACAAUUUCACCAUAAUCCACAACAACAACCAUCAUCAUCAUUAGUUGUUGUUGAUUCAUCUAAAACAUCGGAUCCAUUGUUAGAUUUUGUGGCAAGAAAUCAAGAGUUUAAUAAUAAUAAUCGGCAUCAUCUUGGUACAUCCUCAUCAUCAUCAUCAUCAUAUCAUUCCCCUUUGAAUGUAAUAAAUGAAGAUCAUUAUCGAAAGAAUACGAAUGAUGACAGCGACAAUAGCAACAACAACAACAACAACAAGAAUAAUGAAUCAUCAAAUCUACUAACAUCAAAUACAAUUGAUUUAUUUAUAAAAGAAAAUGAAAAAUUUUUUCAGAGUGGUGGUCAUCGUUUAUCAAGAAGUUUAGGUUUAAUUGAAAACGAAAAAGAUUCAGAAUCAUCUCUAUCGUCAUUUGAUCAUUAUUUGAAUGACGAAAUGAAAUAUUUACAAACUGAAAAUUCAAAAAUGUCAUCAUCAUCAUCAUCAACAACAACAACAACAACAACAACAUCGACGACAAAAUCAUCAUUAACUGAUGAUGAAAAAGCAUUAUUACAUGAAACACUUAAAGUUGGCCAAUUAUAUAGUGCAUCAUCAUCGUCAUCAUCAUCAUCACAAUCAUCAACAGGUUCCGGUUCAGAUAGUUCAUCUGAUAAUGAGAAAAAUUCACAAUCAUCAUCAUCCAUACAACAACAACAACAGAAAAAACGUAUAAUAUUUGUAUCGAAACCAGCACCAAAACCUGAACCAAAACCAGAACCAAAAUAUGUAAAUGGAAAAAUGGUAUUUGGACAGGUACAUGUCCAACAGCGGCAUCAACAUCAUGGCCUACAAAAAGGUUCGGUAGCUGAACGUGUUAUGUUAUUUGAAAAAUGUCCAGAAAAAACAUCCGUAACGAAACAUAAACUGACUGAAUUACAACGUAAUCGUAUAACAAGUCCAAAUAAGAUUGGUAAUUGGAUGAAAUUUACGGAAACACAAGCUGUGUUACCACAGAAUGAUACAACGAAAAUUGGUAGAAAUCUGAAAAUAGCUGAUGAUUUGAAUAAUGUUGUUGGCGGGGAAGAUUCUGGCAACAACAACAAUCUUCAACCUGUCUCAUCAACAUCAACAACAACAACAUCAGCAUCUUCUGUAAAAUCUUUGACAAAAAAUAAAAUUCAUCAUAAAGAAGAUGAGCCAAAAUCUCCGCAAACUAUCGCAUCGAUACCAACAUUUAGACGUUUUUCACGUACAAAUUCUGGCAUAUUGCCCGGACAAUUGCCUCGUUUCUAUUAUCCACUUGGACGGCCAUAUUCAUCCAAUGAAGUUGAAAGUCAAAUUAAACGUAUCGUAUCAAUUUUUGAUCGUUUUCCAAAUCGUAAUGUUACGGUCAAAGAAUUCGGUAAUGUAUUGAAAUUAUGUGGUAUACCUGUUUAUUGGAAAGAGCCAUUAUUUCGUUCAAUAUUGGCUGAUGCGAAAAAUAGUUCCAUGGCCAAUGGUAGUUGUGGUGGUAGUAAUAAUAGUAUUAUUCGUCGAUCAAAUUCAAUCGAUCAUUCAUCAAAUAAUGGCAAAAAUGGUAUCAUAGCCAAUGGAACCACAAUGUCAAAUGGCAGCAGUAGUAGUAAAAAAGAAUACAUUACUUGUGAUCAAUUUACAAAUUAUUGGAAAAAAUUAAUUUCAAUAUGUUACGAUGAUUCUAGUCGUUUCAUAAAAAUCAUGACGCAAGGACGAAGAAAUUUUAUAAUUCCUGAAGAUUUUGAACCACUCAUACAGGAUGUAAUUGAUACACAUCCAGGAUUAUUAUUCCUAAAAGAAGCGGAAGAAUUUCAUUCACGUUAUGUGCAUACGGUAAUUGCAAGGAUUUAUUAUUGUGUAGAUAAAACAUGGUCCGGUACGAUAACAUUACCUGAAUUGAAAAAAUCCAAUCUUUUAAGGGUGAUUCAUCUGCUGGAAGAAGAAGAUGAUAUUAAUCAGAUAACUGAAUAUUUUUCCUAUGAACAUUUUUAUGUGAUAUAUUGUAAAUUCUGGGAACUAGAUCAGGAUCAUGAUCUAUUCAUCAGUAAAUAUGAUCUUUCUAGACAUAAUGAUUCUGCCAUCUCUUCACGAAUGAUUGAUAGAAUAUUUAGUGGUGCUGUCACACGAACCACAACAACAUCUCGUGGUUCACGUAAUAAUAAUCAAAUGUCAUAUACGGAAUUUGUAUGGUUUCUAUUGGCCGAUGAAGAUAAACGUCAUCCAAGAGCGAUUGAAUAUUGGUUCCGUUGUAUGGAUUUGGAUGGUGAUGGUUGUCUUUCAUUUUAUGAAUUAGAAUAUUUUUAUAAUGAACAAGUUAAACGUAUGGAAUCUGCCGGUAUCGAAGCAUUACCAUUUACGGAUUGUCUUUGUCAGAUGAUUGAUUUAAUUAGCCCGAAAGAUCCAUCACGAAUAAUGUUAUCGGAUCUGAAAAAAUGUCGAUUAACACCAAUAUUUUUUGAUACAUUCUUUAAUCUGGAAAAAUAUCUUGAUCAUGAACAACGUGAUCCAUUCGCAUCACAACGUGAUGAAGAUGGUGUCUCAAUGUCCGAUUGGGAUCGUUAUGCUGCUGAAGAAUAUGAAUUAUUAGUGGCCGAAGAAAGUGCACAAAAUCAUAAUUAUUAUCGUGCAAAAGCUUUGAUCCACAAUAAUUUCAUCCAAUAUCAUCAAGAACCACAUGUUGAUUAUAUUAAUCAUGAUGAUGAUGCUGAUGACGAAGAAGAUAAUCGUGAAUCUGAUGAAUUUGUUGAUGCUGGUGAUGGAGAUGAUGAAGAUGAUGUAUUCGAAUCGAAUGAAUCGGAAGAAGAUUUUAGUACGACUAGUGGUGAUGAUGAUGUUGAUAUGGCUAAUGAUGGUCGUGUAUAUUUAGUUAUCGAGCCGACAAUAAAUCGUUUGAAUCGAAACUUGGACAACAAAUUCUCUGAUAAUCAUAAAUCAGAUGAAUCUAUCAAAAUUGAUACGAAUAACAACUGUACGAUUGAUGAAGAAACCACCUCUGUUGUCGAUAAAAAUGAUGAUGAUUUCGUCGGAAAUCUAGGUAAAGAAUUCUAUGAAUAUAUACAAAAUGAAUUUGAAACUGACCACUGUUCAUCACGUGCCAUUCAUUUUGAUCAACGAUCUAUCAACAAUCACAAUCAUAAUCGACCAACGAUGAUUGUCAAACCAAUCAAAUUGGUAAAAUUAGAUCCAAUCAAUAGCCAUGAUAUUGUUCAACGACAUUCGAUCCAUGAACAACAAAUGAAAACUGCAGAGAUUUUAAAAAUCACUAAUGAUAAUGAUGAUUUUUUCUAAUGAUUCUAUAUUCUAUAAUUUUAUAAUUUUUG
This is a messenger RNA of Dermatophagoides farinae (American house dust mite), 5737 nucleotides long. RefSeq lists its product as uncharacterized. Gene Ontology annotation, molecular function: protein phosphatase regulator activity; calcium ion binding. Gene Ontology annotation, cellular component: protein phosphatase type 2A complex. The record is from RefSeq and is a predicted model, not a curated record. Lineage: Eukaryota; Metazoa; Arthropoda; Arachnida; Sarcoptiformes; Pyroglyphidae. Gene Ontology annotation, biological process: protein dephosphorylation.